AAAGACGUUUCUGAAGUCUUUUGGAUCAUCAGUAUCAAAUUGCAUUCAAAAUAAACACUACUUUGAACUUAUAAUAAAUAUUCAAUAAAUUUACCAGUUUAGUUUAUUAGAAGAUAAAAAUGAAGUGGAUAUUAGUUGGAGUAUUAUUAGCAAUAAGUUACAAUGGAGUACAAGGAUUUGUUUCAAAACCAACUAUUCCACGUCCUAAUCAACCACCAAUUUAUCACCCAAUACCGCCCUUUAAUCCUGGUCCUCCUAAAUUUCCUACUUACAGAUUCCGUCGUUCACCUCAAGGCUCAUUGGAUGCAUCAGUGUUGCAAUCUGGACAUGGACGUCCGCAAUUAAAUUUGGACUAUCAACAAAAAUUCAUGUCUAACGAUAAAGAGAGAUUUAGCGGUUAUGGAGGAGUUUCAUCUCCCGAUUUCAAACAUUUUCAUUCUCACGGAGGACUCAAUUACGAAUGGACACCUAAUAAAGAUACAUCUUUAGGAGUGCACGGAGGAGUUCAACAGUUACCUAAUGGUCGUUUUGAUCCUAGUGUUGGACUUAAUUUUGGAAUGCGGUUCCGUCGCGAUGUUGACCAACAACUUGAAGAAUAAUUUCUUCUAUUUAUAAUUUAUUUUAAUAUAAAUUUUAUUAAUUACG
Cotesia glomerata is the source of this 645-nucleotide messenger RNA. RefSeq names its product hymenoptaecin-like. Bases 120 to 599 code for a protein of 159 amino acids. The transcript is spliced from 2 exons. NCBI's taxonomy places the organism in Eukaryota, Metazoa, Arthropoda, Insecta, Hymenoptera, Braconidae. The record is from RefSeq and is a predicted model, not a curated record.